UGUAUAAAUAAGCCAGGAUGGACAUUGCACUGUAUUCCAUGGCUCCUUUUGCUUUACGGGCAGAGAGAGCCAUGAGGGAACUGGUAGCAUUGACUGUGUUGGUUGGGGCACUGUGUACGUCCAGCUCGCCCCUUCCGGAGGACCACUCCAUAGUUUGCAAUGACCAGGGGGCCCAGGCUGCAGUCGCCGUGUUCCAGCACCGUUUCAACGCCCAUCGUCCUUAUGGCUACAAGUACACGGUCAGCGAGAUAGAGUCCAGCAAAGUGGUCCAGAAGGAAAACUCCACCUGUGAAUUCCAGCUGGAGCUGGGUUUAGAGGAAACCAAAUGCCACAUCGUGAACCCUAAACCCGUUGACCAGUGUGAGGUUCGACAAAUGGAUGAAACAAAAGUUAAGGCGGACUGCAAUGUGACCUUGACAGUGGCAGAUGGGAAGGCUAGACUCAAGAGGUACUUCUGUGUAUCUUCAACAGCUUCAGCAGAGGAAUUGGCCAAUGUGUGCCCAGACUGUCCCUCACUGCUCCCCUUGCAUGACCCCCAGGGCCUGGACAGCAUCAAAAUGGCCCUGAAGAAGUUUAAUGAACAAUCAAAUCAUACAGCCUACUUCAAACUGCUGGCUGUUGGCAGAAUGUCAACACAGUACACAUUCCUGGGGCAGUCGUACUUCGCUGAGUUUGCCAUUGUGGAGACGAGUUGCUCACGCCAGGUGGAGGCUGAGAAGCAAGAUGCCUGUGAGCCCCUUUGUGCAGAUGAGGCUCACCAUGGCUUCUGUACUUCCACACUGUUGGGGAAUGAUGAGGUGACUGUGGAAUGUGAGAUCUAUGAUGUACAGAACUCGACGGACACAGGGUGUUUCCACCACCACUGCCGCUGGGGUCCGGAAGGAAAGUUCUGCGGACGCAACGUCAGCCCUGGCCACCACAUACGGCCCGGUUUCCUGCCCUUUCCCCCAUUCCACCCUCCCCAUCACCCGCCCCCACCUCCCCAUCACUUCCCUUGCCCACUCAUACCACCCCACCACAGACCUCCUCCCUUUUUUCCACCUCCUCCCCAUGGUUCCCAUAUCCCUCCCUUCCCUCACUGCCCUGGUCAUCUGAAAAUUCCUCCCUCAAUACAUCCCAUCUGCCCUCCCCCUCCCUUCCACUUCCCACCAUUUGGCCCUCUUCUGCUUGGUCCGGGUCCUGUUUUACGGCCACGCCCUCAUAAAGGUCCCUGGGAUCGACUGACUACUUAACACAGGGAAUUACAAUCUUGUCCAACUCCAAGUGGUUACACAGUUGUAGAUGAAUCAGCUUCUUUGCCAGUGUCUUUUUGUUGUGAGUAGUGGUGCAUUGUGAUUCAGACAAUACAACACAUGUGACUUCUUGUAGGAGCAGCACGUAUAUUGAUUUUUUGCAUGAAUUAGGCUCAGUUUGCCAUGCAUCAAUUAACAAUCUCACUGCUCUUCUUUGCUGUGUCUGCAAGUUAACCUUUGACUUUCUAAUCACUGUUGCCAAUAGUUUAAAGGUCAAUGUUUCCCUUCAUGCUUACUGUGUAAACCCUGUGUAUUACAAUUUUAUAUGUCUGACCUGACAAAAAUGUAAUGAAAUGACUCAAGGAGAUUAUGGUAAAUCAUGGUCAUGAUGGUAUUAGAAUAAUGUUGUAACUGUGGAAGUAUUAUGAUAAUUAA
Molecule: messenger RNA, 1667 nt
Organism: Megalops cyprinoides (Indo-Pacific tarpon)
Lineage: Eukaryota; Metazoa; Chordata; Actinopteri; Elopiformes; Megalopidae
Gene: ahsgb
Product: alpha-2-HS-glycoprotein 1
Exons: 7
Coding region: 18-1232 (404 amino acids)
Biological process (GO): negative regulation of endopeptidase activity
Cellular component (GO): blood microparticle; extracellular matrix; extracellular region
Molecular function (GO): cysteine-type endopeptidase inhibitor activity
Source: RefSeq, a predicted model, not a curated record